This is a messenger RNA of Papilio machaon (common yellow swallowtail), 665 nucleotides long. RefSeq names its product putative bolA-like protein K11H12.1. Gene Ontology annotation, cellular component: mitochondrion. The transcript has 3 exons. The coding region runs from base 116 to 508 and encodes 130 amino acids. The record is from RefSeq and is a predicted model, not a curated record. NCBI's taxonomy places the organism in Eukaryota, Metazoa, Arthropoda, Insecta, Lepidoptera, Papilionidae.
CUUCAAAAUUGCCAAAACGAAAACAAAAGGAAAUUUGGUUACAAUUGUAAUAUUUAUAACAGACUAAUUUAAAAUAUCUAAACAUACCGUAAAGAGUUAAAAAAUAUUGUAACUUAUGAUUGCUCUUCGGCGGCUUAGAAGUAGUAGCUUCCACUUGGGAAAAAUACAUCUAGUUAACAUGAGCUCAGAAAGUGGUGUGGUGGCAAAUUCAAUUCGCAACAAACUGCAGACUGCAUUAGAAGCUACUCAUUUGGAUGUGAUAAAUGAAUCUUACAUGCAUAAUGUACCCAAAGGUGCAGAAACCCAUUUCAAAGUUGUUGUGGUCUCUGAUAAAUUCGAUGGACUUGCUUUGAUCAAGAGACAUCGCCUAGUGAAUGAUAUAUUAAAAGAAGAAUUGCAGAAUGGAGUCCAUGCAUUGUCUAUUGUAGCAAAAACAACAAAACAAUGGGAUGAGAGUGAAAAAAUUAUUGAAAGUAGCCCCAGCUGCAGAGGAGGUUUUGGAAAAUAAACUACAGUAUACCUUAAUCAUAUGGAAGUUAAUAGACAUAAAAAAUGGUAUACAAUGUUUCUAAAUUUUCAAACAAAAAAUCUAAUCAUAAAGCUUGGUGAUGGUGGUCAGAACUGCUUGUAAAGAUAAUAUUGUCAUAAUGCCAACUAAAUACCUU